AUGCACUACCCAACCCGGCCAGUGGACAAGGACAAGGCAGAGCAGGAGCUUGUUGUAAAUAUCAAGAAGGCCACCAGUCCUGAAGAAUCUGCGCCGAAGCAGAAACACGUUCGAAGUGAGCUUCAGCCUCCAUACGACGAGGUCAAGGCUGACUUGUGCUGUGCAGAGUGCAUCGUAUUUACCUGGGACUAUCAUUCCUCGAUUUCUUUUUGGAGUGGACUUCGCGUUCAACCGAUUGUUUCAGACGAGGUUCAAACAUUCAAAGCACUCAUUACGGUCCACAAAGUUCUGCAAGAGGGCCAUCCUGUUACCAUUAAAGAAGCGCAAGCCCAAACUGGCUGGUUAGAGACAUGCGCAAGAAAUGUCGGUUCAGAUGGUGGUGGUCGUGGAUACGGACCACUCAUCCGAACAUACGUCCAAUUUAUUCUGGCAAAACUCCGUUUCCAUCGUUUGCGGCCAGAAUUCAAUGGUCUGUUUGAAUACGAAGAGUAUAUCACCCUCAAAGGAAUCGACGACCCCAACGAAGGUUAUGAAACGAUCACUGAUCUCAUGAACCUGCAAGACCUCAUCGAAUCAUUCCAAAAGAUGGUCUUUUCACACUUCAACCACUCUUCCAAUAACGAAUGUCGCAUAUCUGCGCUUGUUCCACUGGUGAAGGAAAGCUGGGGAAUCUACCGAUUCAUCACCAGCAUGAUGCGUGCCAUGUUCAGACGAACAAAUGAUGCCGAGGCAUUAGAACCCCUGCGCCAGCGCUACACCGCCCAACACUAUAAUCUCCGCAAAUUCUACUACGAAUGCUCUAAUCUCAAAUAUUUGACCGGUCUAAUCAAUGUACCAAAACUCGCCCAGGAACCGCCCAAUCUUUUGGAUGCUAGCGAUGUCCCCGAACUCCCUCCUCGACCUAAAACCGUAGCAUCUCCACCCCCCGCCCCUUCACCCGAUGCAGCGACUAUAAAUGAGCAGGCAAAAUUGCUCAAAGAAUACGAGGAACAGCAAGCGAAGCUCGCUGCGGCGAGGCAGGAUGAAGAGCGCCGACGACUUGAACAAGAGCAACAACAAGCUCGUGAAUUCGAAGAGAUGCAACGGAGACAAAUGGAGGCUCAGCGACUUGCCCAGGAAGAGUUGAUGCGUCAACAACAGCAACAACAAUACUCUAUGGCCACUCAACAGUCAGCUGACCUGGAGCGUCAAGUCCUUGAGCUGCGCGGCCAAUGGGAACGGGACCAAAUGUUCUUGGAGCGUUAUGAUCAGGCUUUCCGAGCGCUUGAGGGGGAAUUGGCUGCAAUCAAUGCUAAUGUCAACUCACAAAUGUCUUCGAAGGACGAUAUGAUCAAGCAACUGCAAGAGCAAGUUACACUUUGGCGCAACAAAUACGAGGCCCUUGCCAAGUUGUACAGCCAAUUGCGGACCGAGCAUCUGGAUAUGCUUGCCAAGUUCAAGCAGAUGCAGCUGAAAGCCAAUUCAGCUCAAGAAGCAGUCGAUCGUAUGGAGCGGAUGGAACGAGACCUCAAGGCAAAGAAUCUGGAGUUGGCUGAUAUGCUUCGGGAACGUGACCGUGCUCGCUUUGAUAUUGAUCGUCAAAAGUCCAGCCAUAAAGAUGAAAUCGACCGUCUGAGGCGUGAACUCAACUUUGCCAACGAGCGUGCUGACGACGCAUCCCAUUCACGCAACUCGGAGGUCUCUAGCGUUUUGAACAAGUACAAUCGACAGAUUCAAGAGCUGGAAGACUCACUGAGGGCAAAACAAAUACAAAUCGAUGAUCUACUCGACAAGUUGCGGAAUACUGAGGCAGACAUGGACCGGCUUCGGGACGAGAAGGAUGAAGAGCGACUCGUUCAAGAAGAGAGCAUGAAUGAGACCAUCAGGCAAUUUGCAGAAGCUCAGCAGGCGCUAAACGUCGUGCAAGGUGCUAAUGAUGCACAAGUCGACAUCCUCAUCCUUGACCACCAGAAGAAGCUUAACCAAAUUAUCGACUCAAUUUUACACGCUUGCAUGCAGAAAAUUGAAGAUGCCAUCUAUGAACUCGAGUCUCCCACACAAACCGGAAAUACCAGUGCAACACCCGAGUACACUCUGUCCAUGAUCGAAAAGGCGGUCAACAAUGCCAUGGAAUUCGCCACCGUCUAUCAUCUAUAUCUUGGCGGAGAAGAGGGUGGAGAGCAAGUCGAGGUCAUCAAAGCCUCCAACGAAUUUGCGCAGUCCAUGGCCGAAGUUCUGGUUAAUACCAAGGGUAUAACUCGUCUGGCUAGCGACGACGAUGCCUCGGACAAGAUCAUCAAUGUCGCAAAGAUGGCUGGAAAUGUUGGCGCACGGCUUUUCCUAAAUUUGCAGUCCUUCAACCUCAGCGGAAUGCAAGCGAGCCAAAAGCAGGAUGUGGCCAUGCGAAAUGGUGCUGAGGCUCGCGGUGCUCUUGCCAAACUUUCCGAUUUGGUCGACACUCUUGUACCAAAGGGAACGAAGCCCAAUUUGGCCAAGGCAAACGGAGACAUUGGUGACCUCGUAGAGCAAGAGAUGAUGGGUGCUGCUCGUGCCAUUGAACUUGCUACGGAGAGGCUCCAGGCACUGAUGUCACGUCAACGCGACUCAUCACGAUUCAGUGCUGUGGACCUUCAAGUCCAUGACUCUAUUCUCGCUGCUGCAAUGGCCAUCACUAAUGCUAUUGCUCGCCUGAUAAAAGCAGCUACAGAAUCGCAACAAGAGAUUGUAAACGAAGGCAAAGGCUCCAGUUCGAAACAACAGUUCUACAAGCGCAACAACAGGUGGACAGAGGGUCUUAUCUCUGCUGCCAAAUCAGUCGCAUUUGCGACCAAUCUACUUAUUGAGAGCGCUGAUGGUGUUCUGUCUGGAACUCACUCUCUCGAACAACUCAUUGUUGCCUCGAACGAAGUUGCUGCUGCCACAGCCCAACUGGUGGCUGCUUCGCGUGUCAAAGCGAGCCUCAUGUCGAAAACCCAAGAGCGUCUUGAGCUUGCUGCCAAAGCCGUUACCGAAGCUUGUCGAGCUCUGGUUCGCCAGGUCAAGGCUGUUUCCGCCAGACAAGCGCAGGAGGACGACGUUGACUACAAGAACAUGGCUGUGCUUGAGUUCAAGAAACGGGAGAUGGAGCAACAAGUCGAAAUUCUCAAGUUGGAGAAAGAACUGGGUGCAGCGCGUCAUCGUCUGGGUGCAAUGAGACGUGCUGGCUAUCAUUCUGAGGAAACGGAAUAG
Messenger RNA from Mycena indigotica, 3207 nucleotides. RefSeq lists its product as uncharacterized. The coding region runs from base 1 to 3207 and encodes 1068 amino acids. Gene Ontology annotation, biological process: endocytosis; actin filament organization; clathrin coat assembly. Lineage: Eukaryota; Fungi; Basidiomycota; Agaricomycetes; Agaricales; Mycenaceae. The record is from RefSeq and is a predicted model, not a curated record. Gene Ontology annotation, cellular component: clathrin-coated vesicle; actin cortical patch. Gene Ontology annotation, molecular function: clathrin-cargo adaptor activity; phosphatidylinositol-3,5-bisphosphate binding; phosphatidylinositol-3,4-bisphosphate binding. The transcript has 10 exons.